This is a messenger RNA of Kuraishia capsulata CBS 1993, 2598 nucleotides long. RefSeq lists its product as uncharacterized. Gene Ontology annotation, molecular function: guanyl-nucleotide exchange factor activity. Lineage: Eukaryota; Fungi; Ascomycota; Pichiomycetes; Pichiales; Pichiaceae. The coding region runs from base 1 to 2598 and encodes 865 amino acids. The record is from RefSeq and is a predicted model, not a curated record. The transcript has a single exon. Gene Ontology annotation, biological process: regulation of ARF protein signal transduction.
AUGGACAGCCUAGCUAACUUUGCCUCAAGAGAUAGAAAAGAUGCGAAGACGAAGGCCACAAAGAAACGCCAGACGGUCAAUCGCACUCAGACGGCCCCUGUUUCCAGAAUAUUGCCCAAAAGGGUUUCUCUGUUUGCUUUGAACAGGAGCUCGUCUUCUGUGGAUGCUAGUUCUGCGCCUGGGCUUACCUCUCAUGACGUUCUGACCAUCCCUCGCAUUUACGAGCAGUUAGACGACUCCACAACGGAACAAGACAAGGACGAACCAUCAGCAUUUCAAAAGGCUCACCGGAAAUUUUCUUCCACGUCUUUGAGCAGCAUUUUUUUGCCGUUGGGCGCGUUGACCAAAAGAUCGCCUACGGUGUCUUCGAAUUCCAGCUCGGUGGAACUGCCUUCGCCGUCGGAGGAUGAAUUUGGCGACGGAGCUUUGGAAAUUCCUCGGUCAGAAACGGCUUUAUUGCCAGAUGUGCUCCUCGUUCCGAACAACCGACCUGUUUCGUUCCAAUCUGUUGACGGCAGAGACAAGGAUGGGGUCGUGGAUUCUGAUAGGGUAUCCCGGCAGAGGAGCAAGACUCUGGAUGAAACAACCGUCCCCCAGGCCGUUAGAUCUUCAGUACAAGAGCAAAGUGGAAAUGGCAGAGUUAUGAACUCUCUGGCUUCUUUUGGCAAGAAAAUAGGGGUUGGUGGGACAGGCACUUGCUCCAGUCAUGAGGUUGACGGUCUACGAGCAAUGAGCAGUAACGAGGAGGUCAAUGUGGCUCCUUCCGGCUUGCAACUCGAGGAAACUAUUCUUGAGCCUCAUGAGGAUGAGUCUGUGGAAGAUUACGUGGAAAGGAUUUUGGAAGAGUAUCCUUUCAGAAAGGUGGUUGCGACGCUUUCAUUACAUGAUGAUGAGUUCAAGCUCAAGUCGUUAUCGAGUUUUCUAGAGACUUACUUCGAUUUUUCAGAAGAACCCUUAGAUCUGGCACUCAGGAAGUUUCUUGCGUUUAACGAGCUUCCCACAGAAACUCAACAAAUCGAUCGUGUGGUGCAAGUAUUCAGUGAAAGGUACUGGAGAUGCAACGAGCAAGCAUGUCCUUCGCCAGACCAUUGCUAUGUCUUGACGUUCUCAAUGAUCAUGCUUCACACAGACAAGUUCAAUCGUAACAGCAAGAGAAAGAUGACCAAAAUUCAGUUCAAGAACAACACUUUCCGGACUCUGGAAGAGGUGAAUCACAAAUGGUUCGAUUAUUCAAAUGACGAUUUCUGCAAACUGGUCACGAAGGACAUCCUGGACUAUUUCUACGACAAUAUCACACAUACACCUUUCAUUAAGUAUGAUGGAGAUUUGAGUGAGAGCUCGUUGAGCAUUUUGCAAAAAAAUACUGGUUCCCCAAAGGAGCCACCAUCCUUACCCUCACCUUCCGCAGUCAUGAACACGUCUUUGCCUAUGAGACGCAAAAGUGGAACGCUGCUAUGGACCAGCGAGGUGAUUGACCCAUAUGAGUAUAUCAUGGAGAACAAGAUCAACGAAUUGAAGCUAAGUGAUCAACCCACGAAUUGCAAUCCUUUCCUUUCGCAAUCAGAGUCUGUUGGACGGUGCAAUGGUACCAAGGCUUGGGUGAUGGAUAACUUGUCGAGAUACCCAGAUACGUUGGAUAUACCAAGUCUCAGUGAUAUUCAUCAUAACCUAACACAACCACGCUGUUCAAUUGUUUUGAAGCUGUAUAAAGCUAGAGCUACUUGGUUGCUCAGCAAAGAUAAGAUCGCAGCCUCUGUGGAUUCAAGUUCUGCUUCGUUCCUUCUGGUGAGGGUGUUCAAAAUUGGAUUCGUGAGCAGGUCAGAAUCAAAGCUCAUGGGCACCGGGAAGCAGCAAAGGCAAUAUUUUUGCCUUCUAACCUCUGUUGGACUCCUAUUCUACAGAGACCGCGGGGCAUUCAAGUUCGACCUGGAGAAUAUAAAGAAGGACGACGGCGAGAUGGUGAUUAUCGAGGAAAAAAUCCAAACGCGUGCUAUAAAUGGCCCUUCGGGGACGAUGUUUGAGACUUCUGAACCGGCGUUCUUUAUUUCUCUGUCAGAUCUCUUUGCUUCGCGCAUGAGAUGCACCGCUCAGGAGAUGCAGCUGACACUUUUCAUUUUCUCCAACGGAACUAAGACUGCUUAUUUGGUGGAAGACGAAAAAGAACUGACUUCUUGGAUCACCACCAUUAAUGCUGUCUCUGCUGUUUCUUCGUGCGAUAAUGCACUUGUCGCGCUUACUUUGACAGAUGAAGAGAAUGCAAAUGGCUCCAUGGUGGAAGCUCUUUUCAUGAAAAGCGGCGGAUCUAUCAGCAGUAUUAUUGGAUCGCUAGAGACUUCGCUAGAGGAAUCUGUAUCUCAUAUACUCGUUUUGAGUACAUUAUCCGAGGCUUUUGCUAACUUGACCCCAUUCGGGGUGAAAACCAGAGAGAUGUUGGCGUUGUCUACGAAGCUGUUGAACGCCAAACUGGAGUGGAUGUGGUACGAAGCACAACGAGACUAUUUGUUCCGGCAAAUUCUGAAAACCGUCGAGCAAUCCGUUCAGAAUGACUUCAUUUUGUCUCGCGAACUAGAAAAACUGGAUUUGGACCAGAAAACAUGA